Ictalurus furcatus (blue catfish) is the source of this 9943-nucleotide messenger RNA. RefSeq names its product low-density lipoprotein receptor-related protein 2 (gene lrp13b). Gene Ontology annotation, molecular function: calcium ion binding; protein binding. The record is from RefSeq and is a predicted model, not a curated record. The coding region runs from base 179 to 9130 and encodes 2983 amino acids. The transcript is spliced from 43 exons. NCBI's taxonomy places the organism in Eukaryota, Metazoa, Chordata, Actinopteri, Siluriformes, Ictaluridae.
UAGGAUUAAAACUUUGUAAGGAUGGCAGUGACUGUGUCCUGUACAGCCAUGUGUGUGAUGGAGAGCUAGACUGUAAGGAUGGAUCUGAUGAAGAGGGAUGUGAAUAUUUGUGCAAAGCAGGUAAUUAUUUAACUUUGGUGCUUUACCACAUCCAGUCUCUGGUACAGGGUAUGAAGUAAUGGAUGCUGUUUCUUUAGACCAAUUUCAGUGUGCUCAUGGAAGAAUGUGCAUAGACAAGAAGCUGGUGUGUGAUGGCACACCUCAGUGUCAGGAUCGCUCUGAUGAAAUGGACUGCUUCACACGUACCAAGAGCUGCAGCCAUCGCUGUGACAAUAAGACCCGCUGCAUCCCAGAUAACUUCCUGUGUGAUGGAGAGAAAGACUGUGUAGAUGGCACUGAUGAAGCAGACUGUCGCGAGAGUUCUUCCAUUGCUGUGACUCCUAAAGUUGAAACCACUCCAGAACCAAUCUGUAAAAGUCCCUCUGUAAUGUGUCAAGGCACAGCACUGUGCAUCAGUCAGUCUCAGCUGUGUGAUGGGAUGUUGGAUUGUCCUGAUGGGUUUGAUGAGCUCCACUGUUUACAUGCAUGCUCAGAUCCAGGCCACUUCCUGUGUAAGAACAAGAGGAAGUGUAUUGAACAGGCCCUGGUGUGUGAUGGUCGCUCUGACUGCUCUGAUGAUUCAGAUGAGUUACGUUGUCCUACGUGUCCUCUGCACUGUGAUGAGGGGACAGUGUGCCUGAUCAACCAGCAGUUCUGUGAUGGACGCGUGGAUUGUAAAGAUGGCUUUGAUGAGAGGAACUGCUAUAAGACUGCCAAAAAGUCAGCAAAAUCUUCAUCCCUGAAAUGUGCUGUAGGCUUCAAAGCAUGCAGAGAUGGAAGCGAGUGUGUCCUCUACAGUCACGUGUGCGAUGGAGAAAAGGACUGCAAGGACGGGUCAGAUGAGAAGGACUGUGAACGGCAAUGUAAAAAAGGCCAGUUUCAGUGUGCUCAUGGAAGGAUGUGCAUAGACAAGAAGCUGGUGUGUGAUGGGACUCCUCAGUGUCAGGAUCGCUCUGAUGAAAUGGACUGCUUUACACGUACCAAGAGCUGCAGCCAUCGCUGUGACAAUAAGACCCGCUGCAUCCCUGAUAACUUCCUGUGUGAUGGAGAGAGAGACUGUGUUGAUGGCACUGAUGAAGCAGACUGUCAUGAGCGUUCUUCUGUUGCGGUGACUCCUAAAGUUGAAACCACUCCAGAACCACCCUGUAAAAGUCCCUCUGUAAUGUGUGAAGGCACGUCAUUAUGCAUCAGUCAGUCUCAGCUCUGUGAUGGGUUAUUAGAUUGUCCUGAUGGGUUUGAUGAACUCCACUGUUUACAUACCUGCUCAGAUCCUGGCCACUUCCUGUGUAAGAACAAGAGGAAGUGUAUUGAACAGGCCCUGGUGUGUGAUGGUCGCUCUGACUGUUCUGAUGGUUCAGAUGAGUUACGUUGUCCUACGUGUCCUCUGCACUGUGAUGAGGGGACGGUGUGCCUGACCAGCCAGCAGUUCUGUGAUGGAGGAAUGGAUUGUAAAGAUGGCUUUGAUGAGAGGAACUGCUACAAUAGUGACAAAGAUAAAGGAGCCCUAAAAUGUGCUGUGGGCUUCAAGCCAUGCAGGGAUGGAAGUGAGUGUAUCCUCUACAGUCACGUGUGUGAUGGAGAAAAGGACUGUAAGGACGGGUCAGACGAGGAGGACUGUGGAGUCAAAUCAGUCACUGUCGCUCCUAAAGUUGAAACCACUCCAGAACCAAUCUGUAAAAGUCCCUCAGUAAUGUGUCCAAGCACGUCACUGUGCAUCAGUCAGUCUCAGCUGUGUGAUGGGAUGUUGGAUUGUCCUGAUGGGUUUGAUGAGCUCCACUGUUUGCAUGCAUGCUCAGAUCCAGGCCACUUCCUGUGUAAGAACAAGAGGAAGUGUAUUGAACAAGCCCUGGUGUGUGAUGGUCACUCUGACUGUACUGAUGGUUCAGAUGAGUUACGUUGUCCUACGUGUCCUCUGCACUGUGAUGAGGGGACGGUGUGCCUGACCAGCCAGCAGUUCUGUGAUGGACGCAUGGACUGUAACGAUGGCUUUGAUGAGCGGAACUGCUGUAUGUUCUGCUGUAAUGAAAAGUUGUUUGAAAAUUUAACGGAGCAUGUGAUCAGGGCUGAUUUUUUCGAAAUGCAUUUUGUAGAUCAGACUGGCAAAAAGGCUACAGAAGCUUCAUCCCUGAAAUGUGCUGUAGGCUUCAAACCAUGCAGGGAUGGAAGUGAGUGUAUCCUCUACAGUCACGUGUGUGAUGGAGAAAAGGACUGCAAGGAUGGGUCAGAUGAGAAGGACUGUGGUGGCAAAUCUGUCACUGUUACUCCUAAAGUUGAAACCACUCCAGAACCAAUCUGUAAAAGUCCCUCUGUAAUGUGUCAAGGCACAGCACUGUGCAUCAGUCAGUCUCAGCUGUGUGAUGGAAUGUUGGAUUGUCCUGAUGGGUUUGAUGAGCUCCACUGUUUACAUGCAUGCUCAGAUCCAGGCCACUUCCUGUGUAAGAACAAGGGGAAGUGUAUUGAACAGGCCCUGGUGUGUGAUGGUCGCUCUGACUGCUCUGAUGGUUCAGAUGAGUUACGUUGUCCUACAUGUCCUCUGCACUGUGAUGAGGGGAUGGUGUGCCUGAUCAACCAGCAGUUCUGUGAUGGACGCGUGGAUUGUAAAGAUGGCUUUGAUGAGAGGAACUGCUAUAAGUCUGGCAAAAAGGCUGCUGAAGCUUCAUCCCUGAAAUGUGCUGUAGGCUUCAAAGCAUGCAGAGAUGGAAGCGAGUGUGUUCUCUACAGUCACGUGUGCGAUGGAGAAAAGGACUGCAAGGACUGGUCAGAUGAGAAGGACUGUGAACGGCAAUGUAAAAAAGGGCAGUUUCAGUGUGCUCAUGGAAGGAUGUGCAUAGACAAGAAGCUGGUGUGUGAUGGGACUCCUCAGUGUCAGGAUCGCUCUGAUGAAAUGGACUGCUUUACACGUACCAAGAGCUGCAGCCAUCACUGUGACAAUAAGACCCGCUGCAUCCCUGAUAACUUCCUGUGUGAUGGAGAGAGAGACUGUGUUGAUGGCACUGAUGAAGCAGACUGCUCUACUGAUAAUGGAGAUACAGUCAACAGUAAGGCUUCUGAAGAGGCUUCGAUAGUUUUUUCAGCUCAGAGUCCAGACUGUAGAAGCCCCUCAGUGUUUUGUGAAAGCACAGCAUUAUGUAUGUCCCUGGUUCAACUCUGUGAUGGGAAGUUGGACUGUCCUGAUGGUUCUGAUGAGCUCUCCUGUAUAGAUUCAUGUCAGAAGAUGGGUGACUUCCGCUGUAAGGACAGGAGGAAGUGUAUUGAGCGAAUUCUGGUGUGUGAUGGACUCUCAGACUGCACUGAUGGAUCUGACGAGACAGACUGUCCUGCUGCUGCAGUGCCAAAAACCGCAGCUGCCUUAAACUGCCGUUUGGGUUCAAAACUCUGUAAGGAUGGCAGUGACUGUGUGAUGCACACCCAUGUGUGUGAUGGAGAGGUAGACUGUAAGGAUGGGUCUGAUGAAGAGGGAUGUGACCUUCAGUGUAAUCCAGGUCAGUUUCAGUGUAGUUAUGGCAGAAAGUGCAUAGACAACAAGCAGGUGUGUGACGGGGUUCCUCAGUGUCCAGAUAACUCUGAUGAAUCAACAUGCUGGACGCCAACAAGAAGCUGUGCACUGCGCUGCGAUCAAAACAGUCUCUGUAUUCCGGAAGUUUUUAUCUGCAAUGGGAUCAGGGACUGCUGGGAUGGAUCAGAUGAAACUGACUGCGGCAACCCUGGGCCGCAUUCCCAUUGCAAAAGUCCGUCUAUACCAUGCCUGGCAACUUCAAAGUGCAUCUCCCAGAGGCAGCUCUGUGAUGGCAGGAAGGACUGUGCCGAUGGUUCUGAUGAAAGACCAUGCCUUCAGAAAUGUCCUUAUGAUGAUGACUUCCUGUGUAAAGAUAGGAGAAGGUGUAUCGACAGGAAUCUGGUCUGUGAUGGACGUCUGCACUGCACUGAUGCUUCCGAUGAGGUGGACUGUCCAACUGCGGCUGUUUAUACCGUUGAAGCUGCUCCUGUGAAGUGCCGUUUGGGUUUGACGCCCUGUAAGGAUGGCAGUGACUGUAUCCUGUACAGUCAUGUGUGUGAUGGAGAGGUUGAUUGCAAAGAUGGCUCUGAUGAAGAGGGAUGUGAUGUUACUUGCAAAGCAGGGCAGUUUCAGUGUGCUCAUGGAAGGAGGUGCAUUGAUGCAAACCUUGUGUGUGACGGUAAGCCACAUUGUCAGGAUCGCUCUGAUGAAAUGGACUGCUUUACACGCACCAAGAGUUGCAGCCAUCGCUGUGACAAUAAGACCCGCUGCAUCCCUGAUAACUUCCUGUGUGAUGGGGAGAGAGACUGUGUUGAUGGCACUGAUGAAGCAGACUGUGGCUACCCUUCCCAGCUGAGAAGCUGUAGUGCCCCUUCAGUGUUGUGUCGAGGGGGAAAACUGUGCAUUUCUAACACUAAACUGUGUGAUGGAAAGCGUGACUGUCCAGAUGGUUUUGAUGAAGAAUCUUGCAUCAAAAGAUGUCCAAAAACAGGUGACUUUAUGUGUAAGGACAGGAGAAAGUGUGUUGCACGAGGUUUGGUUUGUGAUGGCCGUUCUGACUGCACUGAUGGCUCUGAUGAGGAGAGAUGUCCCAUGGUUUCUAUAAAGCCAAAUAUAGCAGGUCCAUUAAAGUGCCGUUUGGGCUGGAAACCUUGUAAGGACCGAAGCGAGUGUGUGCUCUACAGUCACCUAUGUGAUGGAGAGGUCGACUGUAAAGAUGGCUCUGAUGAAGAUGACUGUCAAUAUCAGUGUAGACCAGACCAAUUUCAGUGUGCUCAUGGAAGAAUGUGCAUAGAGAAGAAGCUGGUGUGUGAUGGGACUCCUCAGUGUCAGGAUCGCUCUGAUGAAAUGGACUGCUUUACACGUACCAAAAGCUGCAGCCAUCGCUGUGACAAUAAGACCCGCUGUGUCCCAGAUAACUUCCUGUGUGAUGGGGAGAGAGACUGUGUAGAUGGCACUGAUGAAGCAGACUGUAGUAAGAGUGAUAAAUCUUCAGGAACUUCAUCCCUGAAAUGUGCAGUGGGCUUCAAACCAUGCAGUGAUGGAAGUGAGUGUAUCCUCUACAGUCACGUGUGUGAUGGAGAAAAGGACUGUAAGGACGGGUCUGAUGAGGAGGACUGUAGGCGCAAAUCUGUCCCUGUAGCUCCUACAGUUGGAACCACUCCAGAACCAGCCUGUAAAAGUCCCUCUGUAAUGUGUCCAGGCACAACAUUGUGCAUCAGUCAGUCUCAGCUGUGUGAUGGGAUGUUGGAUUGUCCUGAUGGGUUUGAUGAGCUCCACUGUUUACAUGCCUGCUCAGAUCCUGCCCACUUCCUGUGUAUGAACAAGGCGAGGUGUAUUGAACAAGCCCUGGUGUGUGAUGGUCGCUCUGACUGUUCUGAUGGUUCAGAUGAGUUGCGUUGUCCUACGUGUCCUCUGCACUGUGAUGAGGGGACGGUGUGCCUGACCAGCCAGCAGUUCUGUGAUGGACGAAUGGAUUGUAAAGAUGGCUUUGAUGAGAAGAAAUGCCAUAAGGGUGACAAAAAUGCUGCAGGAGCUUCAUCCCUGAAAUGCCCUCUGGGCUUCAAGCCAUGCAGGGAUGGUAGUGAGUGUGUCCUCUACAGUCAUGUGUGCGAUGGAGAGAAAGAUUGCAAGGAUGGGUCAGAUGAGAAGGACUGUGAACGACAGUGUAAAAAAAGCCAGUUCCAGUGUGCCCAUGGGAAGAUGUGUAUAGACAUGAAGCAUGUGUGUGAUGGGACCCCUCAAUGUCAAGAUCGCUCCGAUGAAAUGAACUGUUUUAAACUGUCUGAGUCCUGCAGCCAUCACUGUGAUAACAGAAGCCACUGCAUUCCUCAAACUUUCCUUUGUGAUGGAGAGCGAGACUGUUUAGAUGGCACAGAUGAGACCGACUGUAGUGAGGGUGGUGCGAAGGAGCCAUGUUUACGAGGGCAAUUUCAGUGUGCCAGUGGACAAUGUGUCUCCACAAGUGUCCGUUGUGAUGGUCAUGCAGAUUGCCACGAUCAGUCUGAUGAGAAGAACUGUCGUAAACCUCCACACUGCCCCCUGGAGCAGCGCUGCCCUAACAGCCAUGUGUGCCUGUUGAAAGAGUGGUUUUGCGAUGGAGACAAAGACUGCAUUGAUGGGUCUGACGAACAGAACUGCAAUGCCUCUCCUAUGCAAUGUGGAACUUUCCAGUGGUCUUGUGCAUCUAAAGAUCAGUGCAUUCCCACGUUUUGGAGGUGUGACGGAGUUAAGGACUGUAAAGACCAGAGUGAUGAAGCUGGAUGUGGCCCGGUGAAAUGCCCCAUGUACAUGUUCAAGUGUGGCAGUGAGGAGUGCUUGGAUUCCCAGCUGGUGUGUAAUGGCAUUGCUAACUGUCUGGAUGAAUCUGAUGAGGGUCCAGGGUGUCUCAGCAAUAACUGCUCCAGCCCACACCCACCACAAUGCGAGCACUACUGUGUCAACACUCCCCAUGGAGCGAGGUGUGGGUGUCGAACAGGCUUCAAGGUCCAGGCAGACGGUUUAUACUGUGCAGAUGUAGAUGAGUGUAUGGAGAUUCAGCCUCCUGUGUGUAGCCACGGAUGCGUGAACACUCAUGGCUCGUACGUGUGCCAGUGUCCUCCGGGUUUUAUACUGGAGCCAGAUGGCAGCAGCUGUAAGACAGAAAAGGAACCUGGUCUUUUGGCAUCAGUGCAGUAUGAGGUGCUGUUUAUGGGCCUCCGGAGCAGCAACAUGCAGAUGCUUCUUCCCCCAGGCCAGAAGCCCAUCUUCUCUCUGGACUAUGACUGGAAGGAACAGUGGCUGUUCUGGGUCUGUCUACAGGAGGAAAGCAUCAAAUAUGUGCUGCAUGGAGAAAAGGGCAAUAUCAAGACACUUGUUAAAGGUGUGAAAUCGGACUCGAUUGCUGUAGACUGGGUUGCAGGAAACCUGUACUGGGUGGAUGGAGUAGCUGGCCAGAUUUUAGCUGUAAGGAUUAGUGACCGUGUAGUGAAGCGACAAAACUUCACUGUGAUUGUGGAUGAAGACCUGGAGCAGCCUCAUUCUCUCGUGCUUUUGCCUCAGAAAGGGAUAAUGCUGUGGUCAGAGAUUGGCAAGGAGCCCCAGAUCGAGUGUGCUGGCAUGGACGGUUCAGAGAGGAAGGUGCUACUCAGCCAUGGCUUAAACUGGCCUGUAGCCUUAGCUGUGGAUAUUGUGUCUGACAGAAUCUUCUGGGUAGAUGAGAAGCUCAAGUGCAUUGGUUCAGCCACAAUGAACGGUGAAGAUAUCAAGCUGCUACAGUUGACUGAGAUGUCAAGCCCUUUCUCUGUGGCGGUGUUUAAUGACAUGGUGUACUGGUCUGACACCCAGAGAAAGGCCAUCCAUGGGGCUAACAAAAUAACUGGCAAGAACCAGAAAGUUAUUCUCAAAAGACCUGGUCAACCUUUUGGGCUCAAGGCUGUACACCCCCUUAUCCAGUAUAAGGUGCCUAACCCCUGUGAGAAACUCCAAUGUUCUCACGUGUGUGUACUAGCCCCAGGGCUCCAUGCAUUAUGUCGUUGCCCUGCAGGACUGCUGUUGGCUGAGGAUGGAUUUACCUGUAUCCCACCUGAGAACUCCUCUACUUCCUUCCUACUGCUGCUCUCUCCUACUAGACUCACGAAGGUUUUCACUAGAAGCUUGCGUGGUCAGGUUGGAUUAAAUCAGUGGCCUGCCCACCAUGCCCAGUCUCUUCCUGGCAUAAAUGAGGCCUCAGAUCUAGACUUGGUUCUUGGUGACAACACACUCUAUGUGGCAGAUGUCGGACAGAACUCUGUGGCUCGGAUUAAAGUGGGUGACUCCACAUUGAUGCCUGAGGGCCAGGUGUUGAAUUUACCAGGGGAUACGUUGACUGCGCUGGCUGUGGACUGGAUCACACACAACUUGUAUUGGAGCAGCAGCAAGAAGCCUCAGAUCUACGUCACGUCAGCAGAUGGAAAGUUCACCAGCCUUGUUCUGCAGGCUGGGCUUCAGGACACUACCUCUAUUGCACUACACCCACCCACAGGCAGGAUGUGCUUCACAGCCAUAGGGUUAUCAGGGAAUGUUGCUUUGCCCCAGGUAGACUGUGCUGCCAUGGAUGGCCGGAAUCAAAUGUUGCUUUGGAAGAAAACACAGCUUCCCAAUUUUUUGACUUUUUCAAGCCAAGGCACAACAGUUUACUGGGCAGAUAUUGCCACUGAAGUUAUUUGCUCUGUGAACAUCGAUGGAUCAAAUUACCGGGAAUAUAAAACUGGAACUGGAUCUCCUUUAAUUGCGUCUUUAACCCGAAGUGACAAUAUCUUCUUCUGGAUCACCCGGUACAAUGGUACAACGACUGUAUGGUACAGUGAUGGCAUCCAGCCUAAACAGUUGUGGUUUGAAGUUCAAACAAACAUUAUAGCAGUGAAGGCAUACAGUGCAAACAGCCAGAAAGGAACCAACCUGUGUGCGGAGGAUAAUGGUGGCUGUAGUCACUUGUGCCUGGCAUACCCAGGAGGGCAUACAUGCCGCUGUACACAAGGCUACAUUGCUGUAAAUGACAUCCAGUGUGUACCUGGCCUAAAGUGUCCAGCAGGCUCUAUGCCUUGCAGAGACGGGUACAAGUGUCUCUCUUCUACCCGGUUUUGUGACCAAAUCCCAGAUUGCCAAGAUGGCUCUGAUGAAGAGGGCUGCCAUGCUAAGGAAAAUGAGGUGUUGGUCCACACAAUGAGUGGCCAGUCCUGCAGUUCUGAGCUCUGUAAUGGCAGAGGGCGCUGUAUGGUGCAAAAAGGGAAACCAGUCUGCGAGUGUGUGCAGGGUUACAGUGGGUAUUUCUGUCAGGAUCAGGCAUCCAGCAGUGUUCCUGUCGUCCUUACAGUCCUCUUUAUUGUCUGCUUAGUUAUUGCGGCAGCUGCAUUUCUAAAAUGGAGAAGAUGGAAAGCAGGACGAGAGCAGCCCAUAGAUAAAGAAAAUCUCAUGAAGGACAUGGAGGAACAGGAGGCAUUCCCUGAAAACUUUUCCAAUGAACUCUACAACCCAGUGGAGGAAGUAGCAAAUGAGCAUACAACACCUGUUGCAUGAUGGAUUAUAUUUAAAUAAAAGUAUUAAGCUGAAAACUCAUGUCUUUUGUACUUUUUUAAUUUUAUUUUUUAUUUUUUUUAAUGACAUGAUUUGAAUGGUUUCUUUAAGCUUGAGACUUGCUGUUCUUGGUUAAAGCAUUUACUUGCUUUUCAUCUUCAAUCACUACACAAUAACAAAGUCAACUUCUUACAGAGAGAGAGUAUCUGAUCACUGUGUUGGGAGAGUGUCCUGGUCAGAGCUAUAGCUCAACCAAAUCCAACCUUGAAGGAGCUGUGUGCCUAAACCAGGAUGCAACAUCCAGAUCAUCAAUGGAGAUGUUUCUCUGACAUUCACCCAUAUGUGGAAAUUUUUCUAAAUUUAUCUAUGCCUUUACCAAUCCAAAUCAUUCAACCUGAUGUAAUGACUAGCUUGGUGAUUGUGUGAGAGUAUAGUUGUUGAUCUAAUGAGGGUCGAGGCAGAGCGGUCUACGAACUCCUUGCUGAGUGUGAGCUGACUUCUGAUGAUGAAACUGUGAACUAUUCUUUGGUAAAUUUCCAUUUGACUGCAUCUCUUGAUUCCUGGUCUUCAUUCAUCAUAUCUGGGUCUAUAACUUUAAAUUCCUCUACAGGAUCUUGUUUGUCCUGUCCAGCAUACUGCAGUUUCACAUACGACCUGUUUUUGUGUAGUCAUGCAAAGUAAGACUUGCUUUUGUUAGUCUGGUACAGGAGUGGCACAUCUGAAAACUGUAGCCAGCUGUGUGUGUCUGUGUGAGAUUCCUGUAUUACUUACAGCCAUAAUAUUUGGAUUACAAGUACAACCAUACCAUGGCUGAAA